Molecule: messenger RNA, 2718 nt
Organism: Esox lucius (northern pike)
Lineage: Eukaryota; Metazoa; Chordata; Actinopteri; Esociformes; Esocidae
Product: zinc finger protein 501-like
Exons: 4
Coding region: 253-1554 (433 amino acids)
Biological process (GO): central nervous system development; regulation of transcription by RNA polymerase II
Cellular component (GO): nucleus
Molecular function (GO): RNA polymerase II cis-regulatory region sequence-specific DNA binding; DNA-binding transcription factor activity, RNA polymerase II-specific
Source: RefSeq, a predicted model, not a curated record
UGCUGCAGUGCUCUGGAAUCGUUGCUUCUGCUGCUACACAAAUAGGAGUAUGACCGGUCAAAGACGGCGGCCGUAUAUUUCGCGCCCAGCAGCCAAUGCGGCGUCUACUCUUUAUUAUGUCUAUGGUCCAGCCAACCAUUUAGGCAGAAGAGGAAGAAGAAUUUGCACUUGUCUGUAUCGGAGCAUUUGGUUUAAUAGUUUAAGACAUCAGGAACGUUUUCUGGAUUUCGAAUAUAGAUCCAUUUCGCUAAAAUGCAGAGGGAGGACAAACCCAGCCGGCUGCUCUCCUUCCACACUGAGCCCAAACAAGAGUCACUGGAUUCUGAUUAUGAAGCUCAAUGGGCAUUGGGGGAUUCAGAGAUGGCAUCAGUAAAGCUGGAGGACAAAAGUCAAAAACUGGGGCUGAAUGUUAUCAUCAAAGAUAAAGAGGAGGAGAAGAAUGUGGUUAUCAUUAAUUAUGGAGAGGGAGAUUUACUCAUUCAAGAUGGGAUUCCUGAAGUGGAGACACUUGGAGAGAAACAACAGAAAGACUACAGUCAUAAGAAGUCUCACCGCUGUCCCCAUUGUGAAAAACAUUUCUCAUCUCUAUCACUGUUAAAAAGACACAUUAAAAUACAUACUGGAGAGAAACCUUACCCCUGUUCUGACUGUGGGAAGUGUUUUAGGACAUCAUAUAAACUUACUGUUCAUCAGAGAGUUCACACAGGUGAGAAGCCUUACUUCUGUUCUGACUGUGGGAAGAGUUUCUCUCAUUUAGGUAACUGUACUGUUCACCAGCGCAUACAUACUGGAGAGAAGCCUUACCCCUGUUCUGACUGUGGGAAGAGUUUUAAGACAUCAUUUCAACUUACUGAACAUCAGAGAGUGCACACAGGUGAAAAGCCUUACUCCUGUUCUGAGUGUGGGAAGUGUUUUAAGACAUCAUUUCAACGUACUGUUCAUCAGAAACUUCAUACAGGUGAGAAGCCUUACUCCUGUUCUGACUGUGGGAAGUCUUUCAUAAGAUCAUCUGAUCUUACUAUUCAUAUAAGACUGCACACAGGUGAGAAGCCUUACUCCUGUUCUGACUGUGGGAAGGGUUUCAUAAGAUCAUCUGAUCUUAAUAUUCAUAUAAGACUGCACACCGGUGAUAAGCCUUAUUCCUGUUCUGACUGUGGGAAGUGUUUCAUAAGAUCAUCUGAUCUUACUAUUCAUAUAAGACUGCACACCGGUGAUAAGCCUUACUCCUGUUCUGACUGUGGUAAGAGUUUCUCUAAAUUAAGUCGCCUUAAAGUUCACCAGCGCAUACAUACUGGAGAGAAGCCUUACCACUGUUCUGACUGUGGGAAGAGUUUCUCUCAAUUAGGUAGCCUUAAACGUCACCAGCGCAUACAUACUGGAGAGAAACCUUACCACUGUUCUGACUGUGGGAAGGGUUUUUAUGGGUCAUGUGAUCUUACUAGACAUCAGAGAGUGCACACUGGUGAGAAUCCAUUCUCCUGUUCUGACUGUGGGACGUGUUUCUCUCAAUUGGGUCAUCUUAAAGGUCACAUGCACAUACAUAAUGGACAAUAACAGAACAAUUGACAGACCUGUCAACGUGGAUGAACAAGGGUUUAACAACAUCAAGUAGUUUUGCUGUCUUUUGUGGAAGUUAGCACAAAUGAAGAAGAGCCCCCACUCUUCCCAGGGCACUACAUGUCCAUUGUAAAUUAGCUUUUCAAGAAAGAUUUUUCACGGCAGACAAAAUAUCCUGUGAUUACAUACAAAGUCUUUGUCUUUUGCGUUUGCUCUCUUGAUUUUAUACAACGCUGUGUGUUUUUGCUUCAGUGCACACUCAGGUGUUCAGUACUCCAAGAAUCUGCUUCUUUCAUUGUCUCUGUCAUGGAUGCCCUUUGUUUGUAAAUGUAAUCCAGAAAGUAUUCUCUCACAACUUGUUCCCACUCAGAUUUGUUGACAACGCCAUCCAUAUUCAGGGCAGUGAUAUGGUUGAGAGCUCUAGCAACGCGUUCGCACAUGUUUGAAAUUUCUGUGAUCAUUAUUUACUUACCAAGGAGUCAUGUUAUGACAAAAGCCUGUUACAUGAUAGACCAAUCAGUAUGUCAGCUUGUCCAGCCCCUUCAUUAUCUCAGCCUAUGGAAGGAAAGGUCCUGUAUUUUCCGCUAGUUAAACAAGGGUUUAAGUUUUAUAUUUUAUGGUAUUUACACUUCGCAUACUAGAUUGUUAUUAAGUCACAUGAAAGUUUGCAUCUUCAAGAAGGCAUUUCUGCUCAAAAGACAAUUUUUCAUCUUAAAAACAUCUCUCCUGAAACAUAGUGGCAAGCACCAUGCGCCCCCAUUCACGGAUUCUGUCACAUAUUGAAAUUGCAAAAGAGGUUCACAUACUGUCAAGCAGCACCAUUUAUCUCUUGGUCCUCUAUUAAAACAUUAAUUGAAUGCAUAAUCACCAUAAAUACAUGGAUAGUAGAACAUGUCUUUUAACUAAACAAGGAUAAAACUAAGGUUUUGGUUGUUGGUGCAAAAGCAAGAAAAUUACAGCACAUUUUCAGUAGUUACACCCAAAUUAUACAUAACCAUCUAAAAAUCAAGGUGUGAUAUUAGAAUCUGACCUCAAUUUUGAAGGAGAAAGACAAUGUAAUCAACUGUGUAAUCAAUUUCUCGUUCUGGUGUAUUCUUACUGAUUAAAGGACUGAGUCCCCAUGUUUUGAUAAAUAGAGGAUUGUGGGAGAGGGGAUCUGGU